Messenger RNA from Triticum aestivum (bread wheat), 1059 nucleotides. Its product is annotated as MRN complex-interacting protein. The record is from RefSeq and is a predicted model, not a curated record. The transcript has 5 exons. NCBI's taxonomy places the organism in Eukaryota, Viridiplantae, Streptophyta, Magnoliopsida, Poales, Poaceae. Gene Ontology annotation, biological process: mitotic G2 DNA damage checkpoint signaling. The coding region runs from base 136 to 966 and encodes 276 amino acids. Gene Ontology annotation, cellular component: nucleus. Gene Ontology annotation, molecular function: chromatin binding.
UGAAAUAGAACGAAACAUCAGCUGCCGCGCCAGAACCUCCAUUAGAGCGGGAGAAACGCAAAAUUUCCCCCCAAUCCUCCUCCGCCUUCUUCGAUUCGUUCUCCGGCCCGCUCGAGAAGAGAACCUGGGUCCGCCAUGGCGACUCUCUUCCUCGCCCUACAGUGCGUGGAAUGCUCCACCAUGCAGGUGAAGCAGCAGAAGAAGAGCAGCAACAAGUGGGCGUGCGCGGUGUGCAACCGGCGCCAGUCCGUGAUCCGCGUGCACGCCCGCGGCUACCGCGCCGCCGACCUGCGCCGCUUCGUCCAGGACGCCAACCUCGCGCGCGGCCGCGGCGCGCCGGUGCGCGAGGCGGACUGGGACCCGCCGGCGGCCGGGGAUCAGCAAGACGAGACCCCGAGGGAGAGGAAGCGGAUGGAUUGGUCCGAGUACCUGGACGACACCACCGGGGAGCGUCAUGGCGGCCGCGGCUCUGCUGAUUCCCGUGAUGAUGGGGUUGAAGUGACAACUGAGUUACCCCAGGAAAGACCUAAAGCUCCUUCCUUGAAGAGGCCCCCAAAAGCCCAAUUGGGUGUAGCUGGAAAGAGGCCCAAGCCACCAAUCAACCCCUCUCUAUCCAAGAUGCAGCAAAUGGAACAAGGUCCAACUUCCUCAACUGUCUGCUCUGCAACUUCUACUGCUGAAGCACAAAGAUCAAAGUUCAGCAAGUAUUUGGACAGUAGCUUCUUUGAAGAUAGAAAUCAGGAGGGUUCUGGGCUCCAUUGGACUGACCUUGAUGAAAGUGCUCCCACUACUGAGGUAGUGGUGGAUGAUGAGUGUAUCUGCUCAGCCUCUUACUACGCACCCACCUUCAUCCUUGGAGUUUCAGAUACAUCUAUGUUACUAAGAUAUUCUUGUCUUCAGAUAAGUGUUGGAUGUAGGAAUAGGAAUUAUAACUCGGAAUGUUUUGUUUCAUGUAUAGACAGUUAGGCACUACUGCACGAGCCCAUAAUGCAUCAAUAUCUUUAGCCUUCUUCAGUUAUUAAUAUUUGAACAUAUAUAACAUGAUGGUGCUAAAACCAA